Molecule: messenger RNA, 1284 nt
Organism: Bufo gargarizans (Asiatic toad)
Lineage: Eukaryota; Metazoa; Chordata; Amphibia; Anura; Bufonidae
Product: ganglioside GM2 activator-like
Exons: 4
Coding region: 89-631 (180 amino acids)
Biological process (GO): ganglioside catabolic process; lipid transport
Cellular component (GO): cytoplasmic side of plasma membrane
Molecular function (GO): lipid carrier activity; enzyme activator activity
Source: RefSeq, a predicted model, not a curated record
UGUUGCUCCAGCCGUACGAUCAGGUCAUCCAGGCUCUCGGAUUCGGGAUCGCUGUCCUCCGAUGUCGCUGCCGGCACAUGCGAAGUAGAUGGCGCAUCCUGCGCAGCCGCUGCAGGUUCAGGACUUGAAGAGUAUUACAUGGGAAAACUGUGAUUCAGGCAAACUGCCUGGAACAAUCAAGAGUCUUUCUAUUAGCCCCGACCCCGUCUCUAUCCCCGGAGAUGUGACCGUCUCUGUCGUCCUGAACACUGAGGUGCCCUUAAGUUCUCCCCUCCAGAUCAAAAUUACUGCUGAGAAGGAACUGCUGGGCGAGUGGUUGACUGUUCCCUGUAUCGAUAAGUUUGGCAGCUGCACCUACAAUGAUAUCUGUAGCUUGCUGGAUGCUUUCUUCAAGCCAGGACAGCAAUGCCCAGGACCCCUGGCAACCUAUGGCCUUCCCUGCCACUGUCCAUUCAAAGCUGGUUCCUACUCUCUCCCGACCACCAGUUUUAAGAUCCCAAACAUUUCUCUGCCAUCCUGGAUGGCCGAUGGGAGUUACAGAGUAACUGGAAUUCUGACCCACCAAGAUAAGGAGAUUGGAUGUGCUAAAUUAACCUUUUCUCUGUCAUCUACCUCCUCCUGGUGGUGGUAAAGAGAAGACCCUGCAGCUGCCUGCGACAAAGAAGAUAUUUCAUAUCCAAAAUGAUUUCCCUAUAUCUGAUACCACCGACAGCCCCACUAGCAGCCUCAUUCACACUGUACAAACACAUGUAUUUAAGGACUAGUCUGUAAAGACAGAUGCAGCAGAUCUGAUUUUGUCAUGAAUAAAGUGAGACCUGUUGAUAUGCACAAAAAUAAUGCAGCCCCAAUGUUGCAAAUGACAAACUCAGCUCUACUACAUCUGUAUGGCCAUGCUACUCACACGUCUCCAUAAUGGGUAUUAUGAGAGCCCGGAUACAUUGAACUUGUGACAGCUCCACUUUUUCCUUCUUGGUUGCAGCCUGAAAUACUACUGUCCUGCAUGUUUCAUCCCCUGUCCUGGUAAAGAAUAGCCCCUGAGCACUACAGGCUCUGUGCACCUAACAAAGAGGCGAUCAUGUUCCUAAUGCAAGGCUGAUGGUGAAAAUGGUUUGGUCGAAAGUGCAACCUUGGAGCAAAUGUCCACAUCAGCAGCACAGAAGUAAAGCUGUUAUCAAUGGUCAGAAUGAACAGAUGCAUUAGGACUUCACUAGUCUUCCCAGGAUCUGUUACUGCUGCCCCUAUAGAGUGACGCUCUUGUUAAUAUUCAGCCUCUAUUUAUGUACU